AUGAGUAGAUCUAACGCACAGUACAACGAAGAUAUUGAUUUGGACUCAGUAUCUGACUUGAGCGAUAUUGGGGGCGGUUUUGUGGUUGGCGACACCGAUAACAAGAGAAGAAGAGCAACGGCAAGAAGAACACCAAAAAGACAAACCACCAAGAACACAACAUACACCGAACUACCUUCGGAAGACGAUAGUGAUGGUGAAAUCGAUUCUGACACUUACGCUAACGUGGAGGUACCCUCAAGAUCAAGAGCAACGCGUACAGCACGCGCAACACACACGCGUCGUAAUGGCAACCGACGCAAUGUGGCAAUCACCCAAGCCGACGAGUCAUCAUCUGACGACGAUGAAGAGUUCACCUUGAGCUUAGAGGAUGACAAAGACACUGCAUCAUCUGAUGACGACGAUGUUGAGUAUCUUGGAGCAACAACUGUGAAUGCAAGUGAGACUAAUGAUAGAACAAUCAUAGACAUUUCUUCCGAUGAUGAGCCUUUAGCAAGCUUGCCUGCUAGAGAGGCUCCAGCAGCGCAACCAAGGCAAGUGAAGAGGAAGCGAGCACCUGCAAGGGCGAAAAGAGUGGCGAAACCCAAAAUUUCGUAUUAUGAACGUUCUACAAACAAUCUUUACACCAAUCAUCCUGAGAUAAAAACCGUCUUUACAGACUUGGCUGGUUACGAGAAAAUCAAACCGGAGCGUGCUGAGCACCCUGUAGGUAUGUCCAUAAAAUUGUUGCCUUUUCAAUUGGAAGGAUUGAAUUGGCUUUUGAAGCAAGAGGAAGGUAGAUUCCAAGGAGGCAUUUUAGCUGACGAAAUGGGUAUGGGUAAAACAAUACAGACUAUCGGGUUGUUUAUGCACGACACCACCAAGAAACCAAACUUGGUUGUUGGCCCUACUGUUGCCUUGAUGCAAUGGAAAAAUGAAAUUGAGAGACACACAGAUGGCAAAUUGAAGGUGUUGCUAUUUCACGGUGGAAAUCGUGUUAACAAAGUUUCUGAAUUGGAGAGCUAUGAUGUGAUCCUUACAUCGUACGCGGUUUUGGAGUCUUCUUUCAGGAAGCAACAGUAUGGUUUUAAAAGGAAAGGAAAUCUUGUAAAGGAAAAAUCGGCAUUGCAUGAAACGGAGUUCUACAGAGUAGUGCUAGAUGAAGCACACAACAUCAAGGACAGAGCUUCAAAUACAGCCAGAGCAGCAAACCACCUCAAGACAAAGAAAAGAUGGUGUUUAACAGGUACCCCGUUGCAAAACAGAAUAGGUGAAAUUUAUUCCUUGAUUAGGUAUAUGAAAUUAGACCCAUUUCACAAGUAUUUCUGUACUAAAUGUGAAUGUGCUAGUAAUGAUUGGAAAUUUUCCAACGGAAGAACCUGUGACUUUUGUGGACACCCAGGGAUGAUGCAUACUAAUUUUUUUAAUCAUUUUAUGUUGAAGAAUAUUUUAAAGUUUGGAUUGGAAGGAGACGGUAUGGAUAGUUUCAAAAAUUUGCGAUUGUUGCUAGAUAAUAUGAUGUUGCGAAGAACCAAGAUUGAACGAGCCGACGAUUUGGGGUUGCCUCCAAGAAUUGUUGAAAUCAGACGUGACAAGUUCAACGAAGAGGAGAGAGAUCUUUACACAUCGCUCUACAGUGACUCCAAACGAAAGUUUAAUGACUAUGUGGCCGAGGGUGUUGUUUUGAACAACUAUGCCAAUAUCUUCACCUUGAUUACCAGAAUGAGGCAAUUGGCUGACCACCCAGAUUUAGUCUUGAAGAGGUACGGAACCAAUCAAAUUUCUAAUGAAAUUGAUGGUGUGAUUAUUUGUCAACUCUGUGAUGACGAAGCAGAGGAACCAAUAGAGUCAAAAUGCCACCAUAGAUUUUGCCGCAUGUGUAUUCAAGACUAUAUCGAGUCAUUUGAUGGCGUCAACAGUAAAUUGACAUGUCCUGUUUGCCAUAUAGGUUUGUCAAUUGACUUGGAGCAACCUGCUCUCGAAGUGGAUGAAGAGUUGUUCACAAAGGCGUCAAUUGUGAAUAGAAUCAAACAGGGCUCACAUGGAGGUGAAUGGAGGUCUUCAACUAAAAUAGAAGCACUUGUGGAAGAGUUAUACAAACUCAGGUCCGAUAAGCAUACAAUCAAGUCGAUUGUGUUUUCGCAAUUCACCUCAAUGUUGGAUUUAAUUGAGUGGAGAUUGAAAAGAGCUGGGUUUCAAACAGCGAAAUUGUCUGGUUCUAUGUCACCUCAACAGCGUGACAACACGAUCAAGUAUUUCAUGGAUAAUAUUGAAGUUGAAGUGUUUUUGGUUUCGUUAAAGGCAGGUGGUGUCGCCUUGAACUUGUGCGAAGCGUCGCAGGUAUUUUUAAUGGAUCCUUGGUGGAAUCCAAGUGUCGAGUGGCAGUCUAUGGACCGUGUUCAUAGAAUAGGUCAAAAAAGGCCGAUUAGGAUCACCAGGUUUUGUAUUGAGGAUAGUAUUGAGCUGAAAAUUAUCGAAUUACAAGAGAAGAAAGCUAAUAUGAUCAAUGCUACUAUUAAUCACGAUGAGGCUGCGGUGAGCAAAUUGACUCCUGAUGAUUUGCAAUUUUUGUUUAUGAAUUGA
Molecule: messenger RNA, 2562 nt
Organism: Lodderomyces margitis
Lineage: Eukaryota; Fungi; Ascomycota; Pichiomycetes; Serinales; Debaryomycetaceae
Gene: RAD16
Product: DNA repair protein
Exons: 1
Coding region: 1-2562 (853 amino acids)
Molecular function (GO): ATP binding; ATP-dependent chromatin remodeler activity; metal ion binding
Source: RefSeq, a predicted model, not a curated record